GAAAACAAGUUGACAAUUGUUUUAUAUAGAUAUUAUAUCGCAAUGGAUUUGAAGGAUCUAGAAGAGCUGUACGAAGAACAGUUACGUAUGAAAAACCUAAGAAGUCUUAUUAAAAGCCCCAGGGCUCGAGAGAUAGCCGAUAGAGCAAGGUUGGAUUCUGCCGAUGGUCGAGUAAUAGAUGAGCACGAUCAAUUUUAUCGGGAUCAUAAAUUGCUUUUGACUUUAUUCAGGAUUCUCGCAGUUAUGCCUGUCCAGCGUGGCAAAAUCGGCAAAAUAACUUUCGGUUGGCGCAGUGGUCCCAUGAUCUACGCCUACAUGUUCUACGUUGCCACCACAGUAAUUGUGUUUAUGGUGGGCUACGAAAGAGUCGACAUUUUAUUAAACAAAAGCAAGAAAUUCGACGAAUAUAUUUAUUCCAUUAUAUUUAUUUUAUUUUUGGUACCCCAUUUUUGGAUACCGUUCGUUGGAUGGGGGGUUGCCACUGAAGUUUGUGAUUAUAAAAACGGAUGGGGGUUCUUUCAGCUUCAUUAUUAUAAAAUUUCAGGUAAAAAUUUGGUGUUUCCCCACCUAAGCACUCUGAUAGUCAUUAUCAGUUCAGGUUGUCUAAUUUUGUCAGUGGUAUUUUUACUGACUCUAAGUGCUCUAUUAGAAGGUUUCACGCUUUACCAUACAUCUGCUUAUUAUCAUAUUAUUACAAUGAUAAAUAUGAAUUGUGCACUUUGGUAUAUCAAUUGUAGAGCUAUUGGUAAUGCCAGUUCUGCAUUGGCCGAUAUCUUUCAAGAAGAUAUUAAUAAACACUGUACAGCCUAUAUUGUAGCUCACUAUAGAGUUUUGUGGUUAGAGCUUAGUGAGCUUUUGCAGGCUAUUGGGAAUGCUUACUCGAGAACUUAUUCCACCUAUUCCCUGUUUAUGAUCACCAAUAUAACUGUUGCUAUAUAUGGGUUUAUUUCUGAAAUCAUAGACCACGGCAUAACAUUUUCUUUUAAAGAAACGGGACUGUUGGUAGCUGGAUUAUACUGUUUGGUACUUUUAUUUAUAUUUUGCGAUUGUUCUCAUCAGGCUUCGGAAAAUAUAGCUGGAAGAGUACAGACGUAUUUACUGGAAAUCAAAGGAAAUAGUGUGGAUUUAAAUACUAGACGAGAGAUUGAACUAUUUUUGACAGCUAUCCGUUUGAACCCACCAACAGUGUCUCUAAAAGGGUUUGCUGAUGUGAAUAGGAGACUUGUUACAUCUAGCGUAGCUACAAUCGCUAUAUACCUUAUUGUAUUGCUACAAUUCAAGAUCAGUUUAGUCAAUUUGAAAACUUAGUUACUCAUCUUAGAUGCUGAUUUGUAACAUUUUUUAACUUUCUUUUAAGUAGAAAACUCUUCUUUGAAAUGUUGGUUUGCCUUACUUGUCACAGUUCAUUGUUUUAAGCUAUAAGAUUGGUAGUUAAUAGUAAUGAAGAUUAAAUAUGUAGAUAG
Messenger RNA from Psylliodes chrysocephalus, 1463 nucleotides. The record is from the annotation of a GenBank genome assembly. Lineage: Eukaryota; Metazoa; Arthropoda; Insecta; Coleoptera; Chrysomelidae.